AUGAAAUCGAAUCUACUUCCUCCAAGGGCGAUAAUUCUUGUUUCCGAUAUUGGAAUAGAUAGACGCAGUCAACUGUUGACCAUUGGAUCAGGUAUGGCUGCCCAACUGUCUACUGCCAAUUUGAUCAGUGACCUCACAGAGAUUGAAGAAACAGCCGAGAAGAUACUUACUGACAAACAGCAGAUUGUUGAUUUGGACAAAAAGCGACAACAAACAAGAGAAGCAAUAAGGGUGCUGAACAAAGACAAAGUAAACAACAAAUGCUGGGUAUGUAUUGGAAACAUGUUUUUGAAAUUGCCCAAAAAGUCUACCAAGAAUCUCUUGGAAAAUGAUUUUAACCAACUUGACCGGGAAAUCAACAGUAUCCGAAAUGACCUGAAACCAAAGAUGAACAAAUUACGAGAUCUUGAAAACAAAGAUGAUUUGAAAGGGUUUAACCUGGAGCCCUUGACCAAAGAUGAAAUCCGAGCCAUUGAAAAUCUAUUGUGA
Messenger RNA from Acanthosepion pharaonis, 489 nucleotides. Lineage: Eukaryota; Metazoa; Mollusca; Cephalopoda; Sepiida; Sepiidae. The record is from the annotation of a GenBank genome assembly.